This is a messenger RNA of Pseudozyma flocculosa PF-1, 1701 nucleotides long. RefSeq lists its product as uncharacterized. The transcript has 2 exons. The record is from RefSeq and is a predicted model, not a curated record. Gene Ontology annotation, molecular function: protein binding. NCBI's taxonomy places the organism in Eukaryota, Fungi, Basidiomycota, Ustilaginomycetes, Ustilaginales, Ustilaginaceae. Bases 1 to 1701 code for a protein of 566 amino acids.
AUGUCCAAGCGCCCUUCCUCCCCCGGCCCUCAGUCCCGCGAGGCGGGCGUCAACCCUGUGUCGGAUCAGUCCCCCUCGGCGUCGGCGCAACGACAACGCACCACCCAAGACGGCACCCAGCCACCGAGGACAGCGGCCGACACUGACGAGAUGGGCGAGUUCGAGGAUCAGUUCGAGGACGAGUUCGAGGACGAGGAGGUCGACCAUAAUGCACGCAACGACGACGACGACGACUCCGAUAACGCGUCCGACGACGAGGAUGGCGGCGAGGAGAUGGAGAUCGAUGGCGUCAGGACCGACGGCAAGAUCAGAAGGGCCGACGAGGAAGAAGAUGGCACCGCCGACAAGGCCGCCGCCGCGGCCGAGGUCCAAGCCUACAUUCCCGGCGUAAACAAGCUCGAAGAGGGUCAGACGCUCGAGGCGGACCAGUCGGCCUACGAGAUGCUCCACAAGCUCAACGUGACCUGGCCCUGCCUCUCAUUCGACCAUCUCCGCGACCACCUGGGCAGCGAUCGCCAAGGCUUCCCGCACACGUCCUACUUUGUCGCUGGCACUCAGGCCGACAUCGCCAAGAACAACGAGAUCAUGGUCAUGAAGGCCUCGAGCCUCCACAAGACCCAGGGCGACGACAACCUAUCCGACGACGAGGACGAUGACGAUGACGAUGGCCUCGACGACGACGCCAUCCUCGAGUAUCGCUCCAUCCCUGUCGUCGGCGGGAUCAACCGCGUCCGAGCUGCUCCGGUUGCCACGCCAACGGCCGACUCGGAGGCAUGCCUGGACCCGUAUCCCGUCGCCGUCUGGAACGAGACCGGCAAGGUGCAGAUCUUCGACGUCCGACCGCUCUACAACGCCCUCGAUCGACCCGGCACCACCUACGACAAGCGCAAGGUCAAUGCGCCGAUGUUUGUUGUUGACGCGCACCGCGGCGUCGAGGGCUACGCCAUGGACUGGGCCGGCCUGGGCGGUGGCGGUGGCGCCACAGGCAAGGCAAGCAGCCUUCGCCUGCUGACGGGCGACAUCCACAGCAAGAUCUACCUCACGACGAGCAGCAACGCCGGCUUCGUCACCAACGCCACGCCAUUCGCCUCGCACACGUCCUCGGUCGAGGACCUGCAGUGGUCGCCGUCGGAGCCGACCGUCUUUGCCUCGUGCUCGGCGGAUCGCAGCAUCCGCAUCUGGGACGUCCGCGUCAAGAGCCGCAAGAGCGUCAUUGCCGUCGAGGACGCCCACCCCGAGGACGUCAACGUCAUCUCCUGGAACCGGGGCACCGACUACCUGCUGGCCUCGGGCGGCGACGAGGGCGGCAUCAACGUCUGGGACAUGCGCACUUUCAAGUCGUCGACGGGAGCUGGCGGCGCUCCCGCACCCGCUCGCCCGAGCCCCGUGGCCGGCUUUCAGUGGCACACGGCGCCCAUCUCGAGCAUCGAGUGGCAUCCGACCGAGGACAGCAUCUUUGCCGCAUCGGGUCGCGACGACCAGGUCACGCUGUGGGACCUCAGCGUCGAGCAGGAUGACGAAGAGGCCGAUGGCCAGGGCGCCCUCAAGGGCCCCGACGGCCAGGACGUGCCCUCCCAGCUCCUCUUCUGCCACCACGGAUCCCACGACAUCAAGGAGGUGCACUGGCACCCCCAGAUCACCGGCAUGCUCACCACCACCAGCCUCGACGGUUUCAACCUGUUCAAGACCAUCUCGGUCUGA